AUUCAGCUUGCUCAUGUUCCGGUUAGGGAAAUGCGCUGUUGCGUCUGUUAGGCACAGCUGGUUUAGUCAGACUUGACAACCCAGGUUUUUUUUAGCUGGCAUUUGUCGCUGGCAGAAGCGGAUCUUCGGCUUGUAGACUGCAGCAGAAAACGUAUCGGGGGCCGAUUUAUCUGACGGCUCUCGAUUGACCAUAGAACCCCGAUUCAGCGACCGCCCCCUUCCUCGAGUGCUGGAUGGGGGGCAAGCAGAGCACAGCGGGGCGGCCCCGGGGAGCUUUUCCUGGCGUGUCAACGGAUGAUAGCGCAGUGCCUCCCACGGCCCAUUUCGGGCACUACCGGUCGGGCGGCACUAUGGGUCUACGGAGCCGCUCUGUCAGCUCCGUUGCUGGGAUGGGCAUAGAUCACAGCGCUGCAGUGCCGUUUGGAUUUUACAAUGACCGAGGAACUGGGGACUCAGACAGAGCUGGCGGGGGUUCGGGGUCGAAUGCUGCUCAUGGAAACGGCUACCAAGAACCGGGCGGCGGUCACCCGACGGACGGCAUGCUUUAUCUAGGAUCUCGGGGGUCACUGGCUGAUACCUUGCCCCUGCACAUAGCGCCCCGGUGGUUCAGCGCUCAUAGCGGGUUUAAGUGUCCUCUCUGUUCCAAAUCCGUGGCGUCCAAUGAGAUGGAGGUUCACUUCAUCAUGUGUCUGAGCAAGCCCCGCCUCUCCUACAAUGACGACGUGCUGGCGAGGGACGCCGGUGAGUGCGUGAUCUGUCUGGAGGACCUGCAGCAGGGAGACACCAUCGCCAGACUGCCCUGCCUCUGCAUCUACCACAAAAGCUGUAUAGACUCCUGGUUUGAGAUCAAUCGAUCCUGUCCUGAACACCCCUCUGACUGAACCAUGGAUAGCUCUCUGCAGGGCACUUAAUGGACCUAUCUUGGACAUCCAGACACUGAAAUAACCAAAAAUUGUCCAACAAACCAAUUAACCGAUCAAUCAAUAAAAACAGAUACAGAGCAAAAUGAACCAAAUGAAUUAGCAUCAAAACACACUGACACCUCAGCAGGAUCCAGGGCAACCCCUCCCAACCUGUUCCAGACUGCUUUCUGCUGAUUCCCCAUCCCCGCCCUCCUGCUCUCUCCAGAACCUAGACUUUACCCCCCAUGGUCCACCCCCUCCCUGCACCGAGAGCCAUCAUACAGAGGAAGAGGAUGAAGAGGUGGGACUGCAGGAGCCUUCGCGGUUGGCUGAGAGUUGGCAGCAGGUUCCAUUUCCUGUCUGAAGCUGCGACUUCCUGAUCAUGGAAGCACGUCACAUAAGAUGGAGUUACUUGUAUAUAGAUUGGGGGUAGGGGUUGAAGUGGUGGUCCAUGCUUGUGCGUGCGUGUGUGUGUGUGUGUCUGUGUGUGUGUGUGUGUGCGUGUCUAAAUGGGCCUGUGCUGGGAGGGACGGGGAGAUCUCUCAUUUUCUCUGACUACGUGAAUAUUAAACGCAUGCAAUGCUGUGAAGCAAUUAGAGGUCAAAGGUCAGAAGUCAGUCUGGGGGCACUGCUGUCUGGUGGUCUGUUUUUGAAAUGUUUACAGAUAUGUUUUGUCCUUUCCCUGUAUGUGUGUGUAUGUAUGUAUGUAUGUAUGUGUGCGUACGUUUGUGUAUUUUUGAGUAUUUCUUUUUUUUUGCGCUGAUGUUUACAAUUCAUUGAAAUUAAAAGCAAAUUGACAAGCACUAUUUUCUCUCUCGCCUUCCAUGUCCUUCUGGGUAAUUCUGUAAUUAAAUGUGAGAUACGACUCUACUCUCUGUGCUUAUAACAUGUGUAUGUAUGAAUCUGAGGGAGCUUGAGAGCUGUCUGUAUGUGUAGGUGUUGUUCAGGAUGGCAUAAUUGUUCAUUUGAAGUGAGUGUCAGGGCCUUCAGGGUGAAAUAGCCCACAGUCAGCAUUCAUUGCAAAUGAAGGCACUUGACUCAUCAAAGUGGGAAAUGGUCUGAAAAUGAUCAAUUCAAUAAAUUAUCCAGAACCACCUGCUCUCUCGCAUAGCCUACCUACAGCUAGGGAGACCCUGUCUUCACUUUUUACUUUAACGUCAUUUUAAUAUCUGCUGUAUUUUUAUUUUUUUCUCAAAAGUGAAUAGACACCUAUGGGUGAGACAAGCCAUGAUAUAUUAUGUGCAAUCUGUGGGUGGAACAUUAACAAUAUUGCAUUAGAAUAAACAAAUUGAAACAUUG
Anguilla anguilla (European eel) is the source of this 2201-nucleotide messenger RNA. RefSeq names its product E3 ubiquitin-protein ligase znrf1-like. The coding region runs from base 234 to 881 and encodes 215 amino acids. Lineage: Eukaryota; Metazoa; Chordata; Actinopteri; Anguilliformes; Anguillidae. The record is from RefSeq and is a predicted model, not a curated record. The transcript has 5 exons.